Ylistrum balloti is the source of this 3164-nucleotide messenger RNA. RefSeq lists its product as uncharacterized. The transcript is spliced from 14 exons. The record is from RefSeq and is a predicted model, not a curated record. The coding region runs from base 69 to 1802 and encodes 577 amino acids. Lineage: Eukaryota; Metazoa; Mollusca; Bivalvia; Pectinida; Pectinidae. Gene Ontology annotation, molecular function: zinc ion binding.
AUUUAACAAUUGCUAGCUAAAGCGAAAAGUUUGUUGUUCAUGCAGUUGUGAAGUGCUGACAGCCACUAAUGAGUACAGUCUCCCAAUCCGUCAGUGUCCCCUAUGAUUGGCUGAUGGACGACCUGGAUGACAGUUGCCAUGCAAACUGUUCAGGUCAUGGUGGAUGCCUUGAUGGAAAGUGUGCUUGUUUGGUACAAUUUACGGGAGGUACAUGUCAGGACCCCAACAAUGGCUACUUCCUGGCAUUCGGCUGUAUAUUUGUUAUGCUGAGUAUGGUGUCGUUGGUUCAGUUGUGCCUCUGUAUAAGGAACGAGUAUAUAAGUCAUGGCAGGAAAUCACUUAAACAGGCUACAUUUCAUCUGACAGGACAGAAGUUACUAUUUGGACUUACCGUAUUUGCCACAGCCAUUAGAGGCAUAUACUUCUUCACAAAGCUACAUGUAUCUGAGCUGGUCUCCAACAACCUGUGGAUGGCCUAUUAUCCUCUACUUCUCUCCUGUUUCUCCUUCAUCGUCUGCUUCUGGGCAGAGGCAUUUCAUGUUGAGUUUAAACGGAACCAGCCUCGCUUUCUCAGCAAGUCCUUUAUUGGAUUCUUCAUCUUUAACCUCUUUAUAUACUGCCUGUUGUUUGUGAAUAUAGUGUUAUUAGAUGUGGUUCCUAAUGACGUCUAUGCUGAUUUAGUGACCAAGGUGACGAACGGCAUAUUUGCUGGUACGAUGAUUAUAGCUGUCAUCUUCUUUCUUAUCUAUGGUGUACAGGUGUAUUUCAAGGUGCAUGGUGCCUUCACUAAAGGAGACAGUGAUGUUGACCCCUGGCAGUUGAGCAUGUCCCGUCUUGGUAUGGUAUCCCAGGCCAUGUUCCAAUUCUUUCUAGCCUUAUUCCUCCUGUCUGACAUCACAAAGGAUGCAUGGAAACACAGACUGCCAAUCCUGAGUCAGAACUUCUACGAUAUCGGGUUUCGGGUGGUGGAGUUCAGUGUUGCUGUGUGGUUUCCUUGUGUCCUAUGGAACUGUAAAAGUCCAGAAAAUCUGUGGGUCCUCAACCCAAAGAAGUUAUUUAGUACCGACAAGACUGUGUUUGAUGAGAACACAGAGGAAAAAUACAUCAAGGACACAGAAUAUCAAUCUUACGGUUCAUGUAAUCCAAGUGUUAACGAUGGGAAACAGGAUUGCUGGAUCUGUUAUGAUCCUGAGAGACAAGAUGCAGGACAUCUCAUACAGCCAUGUGAAUGUAAGGGUGACAUGGCCACUGUUCACCACGAGUGUCUCCGCAAGUGGCUGAUGGAGUGCAUUGAAGAUGACAGAGACUUUAAAUGUAAAGUGUGUAAUGUCAAGUACAAGUUACAUGUGGGGUCAACGUGGCUCCCGAAGGGCAUGAAGCCAAGACAUUGGCUGCAGACUUUCUUCUCCCUCAUCAUCAUGGUUGGUUGUCCAUUUGCUGCCUACACCAUCUCUCACACACUGGUAGUUACUAAGACCUACAUUAAUGUUCUCAUCAUUGGAAUCACGCUGCUUAUUGAAUUCUCCUGUUUACGGCUGUUGGCUAUAAAUCUGGGAGUUUGUUACAAACGUGGUCAUGUAUCUACAUUAUCAAUAGCAAGCAGAAUCAGAAGUUUAUCAAAACCAAAUGUACACAAUGAAUUAGACCACAGCAUGCAUCCAGAAAGUGAGAGUGAAGCAACAGUGACUUCUACACUGGAUGAAAAUGAUACUGACGAGGAAAGGACUAACGCACUGAGUACACAACUGACCGGGAGUUGUUCCAUGUCUAUUGAGGUUGUGAUUGAGAACCAUCGCCUGUGAUCUAAUCAUCAUUAAUAUCAUUAACUGUUACUGUCAUAUCAUCUUUUUCAAAUAUUUAUCAUAUUCUCAUGUUUAUUUACUUUUACAAUAAAGAAUAUUUUUUUAAAGUCUAUGACUUCUCUCGUUUGCUGACAAAUUACUUACCAGUGUGUGGUGUGUAUAUAUACAUAUUUUUGUGAUUGGUAACUAAGUUGAGUUCAUUUUGCUUGUCAAGUUUUAUUGAUAAACAUACUGAAUAUUUAAUCCUGUUUUUGUUGUUAAUAGCUAGAUUUUGGGUUAGAAUGAUUUUAUUUUUGUAUGACAACUUUUUGUUUUUAUUUAGCAAUUAGUGAUAUAUGAGGGAUGCUGAGCUGUAAUGAGAGUGUGAAGUCUGUAAUUCACAUUUGUGAUGUAUUGGAUAGGUAUAUCUGAGAGACAUACAAUAGGAUUCAUAGCUAUUUAUGGUUAUAAAUAGAUUUACAGGUGCUUCAGACCCUGGCAGACUGAUAUUAACAAUAUAGUGAUGUAUAUGUAACACAUGACAUGGGAUUUCUGUGAUAUAGAUAUCAAUCUUCUAUCAAUCUGUCAAUCAUAAUUAUGACAUGUUCAUUGCUUUUUGUGAUGGAAAUGGUGCUUUAGAGUAGCAGAAAAUGUGAGAUAUGAGUGGCAAGAUAUAUUGAAUAUAAGUGGAAGGAUAUAGGAAACAGGAGUGAGAAAAUAUGUAUGAAAAAAGUGGAAAGAUAUACCAAUAUAUCUAUAUACAGUAUGAGUGUCGGGAUACACAAAAUUUAACUGGCAAGUUAUGCCGAGUUAUGAGUGACAAUUUACGUAAAAAAAUUUGGCAGGAUAUCAAAAUAUGAUUACAAGAUAUUUAAAUAGGAGAAGCAGAAUAUACAAAAUUGGAGUGGCAGGAUAUAUAAAAUACAUGUAAUAGUGGCAUCCUGUAAAACAUGUAAUCGGGUGGCUGAGAGGCAGCCAUCUUGGAUUUUUUCAAUAAAGUUUGUUAUAGCUAUUUCUGGAGAAGUAAGAAAUGGAUCUCUCUCAAAUUUCAUAUGUAGGUUUCCCUUUAUUUCUAAUUGUGCCCAUCUUAUUUUGGGACUGAUCAAAAAAACAAAAUGGCCGAAAGGUGGCCAUCUUGGAUUUUAAAUUUGGAAGAUUGUUAUCAAAGAGCAAAUUAAGAUCAAACAAUGGUGGGCACCAAAAUCCCUCUAGGAUCUCUUGUCUCUAUUAUUUAUUUAUUUUUAAGUGACACAAAUUUGUACUUAACCAAAUGAUUUGUAAGAAUGAUACUGGUAUUGUUGAGAUAUAUACACAUUCAAAAGUCAAACUAUGUCUAAAUGACUAUGAUAUGUCUUUCCUGCUUAAUAAACAAAGAAAUUUAAA